This is a messenger RNA of Labrus mixtus (cuckoo wrasse), 2680 nucleotides long. RefSeq names its product wingless-type MMTV integration site family, member 6b (gene wnt6b). The transcript is spliced from 4 exons. The record is from RefSeq and is a predicted model, not a curated record. Gene Ontology annotation, cellular component: extracellular region. Lineage: Eukaryota; Metazoa; Chordata; Actinopteri; Labriformes; Labridae. Gene Ontology annotation, biological process: multicellular organism development; canonical Wnt signaling pathway; neuron differentiation. Gene Ontology annotation, molecular function: cytokine activity; frizzled binding. Bases 909 to 1997 code for a protein of 362 amino acids.
UGUUGGCAUGAGCCUUAAAAAAGGUGCUACCACACCUGUGCUGACAUCAUCUCAUUCCAUAAGCUCUGAUUUCGGGUCCACCAUAAACACACUUUAUGCUCAGGACUCUGUGUGCGUGUGGGUUUAUCCCGUUCCAGUCUCAGCCGGGUCCUUCUAAAACUAAUUGCAGUUUCUUUCUCUCUGAGUGACAGCGAGGAUUUCUCUUCGCCCGAAGCGACGUCACAGCAAGGUAGAAGAAGAAGAAGAAGAAGAAGAGGAAGAAGAGGAAGAGCGCAUUUUUCCUCCCUGUACCAUCCAAAGAAAACACAUGAGCAGAGUGUGUCACACAGACCGUACCUGCAGCCGGUGCGCACACAAAAUACUUCACUCGGCUCAUCUUCGCAUCAUUUCACAGCGUGUAAAGAACUGCCACCAUCCAUCCAUCCAAUACAUUAGUUGUGCCUUUUAUCCUUCUUGCUUUUUGAAAAAAUUUCCCAUAGAGUGACGAGACUCACGUUUGCUCACAACAGGAGUGUUACAUGCGCCUUUUUGCGGUCAGAGGAGCCCUCACUGCUUGGAGCAACUUUUCGUUCCUCCCGGAAUCGUUUAGAGAACAUGUAAUGUGCUGCGACUAAUAGAGCAGAAAGACAAUGCAGAGGUUAACCACACCUUUGAAAGCGGACAUCUCUUCUGUAGCCUCUUGACCAACUUCGUUGCGCAUUAAAAUGCGCCCGACAGAAGAGGAGUUAGAUGAUGAACUUUUUGCGCUCUUGUUGACAGACAGUUUCCAGUGAGCUUUUCCCCGGGUGCACCGCCAGAAAACAAGGACCUCCUAUGUAUUUAAGAAAUAAUCCAACUCCGAGUCGGCUGAGCUCGUCAGUGCUUUAAACUUUGUUGGUGAGCCUCCUGGAGGAUUUGCUACGUUCACCAUGACGGUUCGUCUCUCGCGGAUCCAGCUGGCCCUGUUCUUUAUCCUGCUCUGCCCGGUCAAUAUCAUCGGACUCUGGUGGGCAGUUGGCAGUCCGCUUGUGAUGGACCCCAACAGCAUUUGCAGGAAGGCGAAGCGACUGGCGGGGAAGCAGGCCGAGUUGUGUCAGACUCAGCCAGAGAUCGUCAGUGAGGUGGCCAAAGGAGCCAGGCUGGGCGUUCGGGAGUGCCAGUACCAGUUCAGGUACCGUCGGUGGAACUGCACUAGCCAUAACAAGUACUUUGGCAAAAUACUGCAGCAAGAUAUCCGGGAGACAGCGUUUGUGUAUGCCAUCACAGCAGCUGGUGUGACCCACGCUGUGACCCAGGCCUGCAGCAUGGGAGACCUACUACAGUGUGGCUGUGAGGCGACCAGGAACAGGGCACCUCCGAGGCCACCCUCACCCUCUUCCUCUUCCUCUUCCCCUUCCUCUUCUGAGGAUGGAGUCAAGUGGGAGUGGGGGGGAUGCGGAGAUGAUGUGGAGUUUGGAUAUGAAAAGUCGAAACAGUUUAUGGAUGCCAAGAGGAGAAGGGGCAAGAGCGACAUCAGGACACUUAUUGACCUGCACAACAACGAGGCUGGGCGGCUGGCUGUGAAGCUCUACAUGCGGACAGAGUGCAAGUGCCAUGGACUGUCAGGCUCUUGCACCUUGCGCACAUGCUGGAAAAAGAUGCCUCAUUUCCGGGAGGUGGGCGACCGCCUUCUGGAGCGCUUCAACGGUGCUUCCAAGGUGAUGGGCGGCAACGACGGCAAGACUCUCAUCCCUGUCGGUCAGAACAUAAAGCCCCCGGAUAAACAGGAUCUGAUUUACUCUGACGAGUCGCCCGAUUUCUGUGUUGCAAAUAGAAAAACUGGUUCACUGGGGACACGUGGUCGCAUGUGCAACAGCACAGCUAUGGACAUCAGCGGCUGCGACCUGCUGUGCUGUGAGCGCGGCUAUCGGGAGGAAACAGUGGUGCUUGAGGAGAACUGUCUGUGUCGUUUCCACUGGUGUUGUGUGGUCCAGUGCAAGAAAUGCCUGGUCCGAAAGGAGCUUAGUCUCUGUCACUGAUGAACUUCUGAACCGAGGUUGAGAGCUGUCAGUAUGACUUGGUUAACAUAGUAACUUCUGUUAUUUUUGUGGUUUGUGAUGUAGUUUGGCCAGAGUGAGAGAAGGACUUUGACUUUUAUGGUGUUCCAUGUGUUUCUGUUUUUUUGCACCAGUCACACUAAGAUGAUGUCCAACAUUUCAAACUCUUGUGUGUCCCUGUUGAUGCUGGCCAAAGUCUCGAAAGGUAUAAAAAGUGGAUGCAAUCACCUGGGAGUAAAAAAAGCAAGAGGGACUAGAAGAAGCAAAAUACAAAGCGAAAUAUAUACAUGUUUUUUUUUCCUGACCUACCUAUUUUUUUUCUUGUAUGUGAAAAAGGACCAAAGAUUGUGGCAUUCUCCUAUUUGGAUAAAAUAAGAGGGCCUAUGCAGCACAUGUUUUUAGCAUCACUUCAACUACCCUUUCAACAGCUUUGCAUAUUCAAGUUGCUCUCUCACAAAAGCAGACUUUGUGACAGCAGAAAGAGUUAGGAAAUAAUCUUAUUUGGAUGUUUGCUAAGCCACCCCCCUUUUAGGUUUCCUGAAAUGACACCUCCCAAGCUUCCCAUUCUCACAUGGAGAAUAUACAGAACACAAUACGAGUGUGGGAAAUCCCAAUCGAAACAAUGGGUCUUUUGCAAACAGAGCAAAAAGUGUACCAAUGUUGAU